GUUGCUCAGGAUAGCUUGGGUUUGCUUUCUUAAGCAAAGAAAGGGGGAGAGAAACCCCACAUGCACCUUGUUUCCAGGCUGCCAAGUUCACCUCCCAAUCUAGAAGCAGCUCACCAGCUUUUUAAGAAAUUGGGUUCUGCUCCUAGGCCUCAAUCAGAAACUUGAACUGUGGACAUUAGCAGGUGAUGAUGCUGAUCUCCAUGUGUGAAAAUGUGGCGAUCCUGUUUCCUGUAUAAACAGUCACUGUUAAAGGUACAGAGGCAGGCUGGGCUGGGGGUUUCUGGUCACUUGGGAACCCCCUGUCUGGAUGGACAGAUAACCUUAGGCUAAGCAAUGGCACUUUAAGACCCUGAGCUGCAGGGGAAAUGGAUGGCUUAUUAUUAGAGACGAUCGACUCUAAAGGGGUUUUGUUUCCCAAUGGAUUCUAUUAAUGAUUCACUGGAGAAUGUUGCAUUGGCAAUAGUGACCCUUGCGUCCUAUGGCUUAUCUAGCUGCUGGAGCUGCUCCCAUCCCUUCAUCUCCAUUCCAGGAAGAGUUGCACUUGCUGUGUGAGCCACGGCCAGGGGAAGAUUCUUCUCUGUGCCUGCCAGAGACGAUCAAAGAACAAACCAGGACUGAGGCACAAGUCAGGAGCAACAAAUAUACAGGACCAUAUUUGAGUUGAAGAAGACAACAUGGCUUGAGCGAGGCUCUCUUGGCACAGGAAAUCCUCUGAUACUGCUUCCUAGAUCCCAGAGUUUCCAAUGCCCAGACUGGGGUGGUGGAGUCAGCCCAGGGCCUGAGAGUACUUCACCAUCUGCAGUUCAGUGAUUUACCACAUGGGACAGAUUUCCACAAAUCUCAGCAACUCCUGACAACUCUUGCUUUGCAUGCAGCUUGCCUCCCUAGCUCUCAAAAUUGGACUAUCUAUCUGGACAAUACACUUCUUAGUGUAAGCAUAGAGAAGGUGACUCGGAAACUACAAUUAAUCCAGAAUGCGGCUGCUAAACUGGUGACUGGGAGCAGCCGCUGGGACCAUAUAACACCAGUCUUAAAGGAUCUACAUUGGCUCUCAGUACGUUUCCGAGCACAAUUCGAAGUGUUGGUGCUGACCUCUAAAGCUCUAAACGACUUUGGCCCUAUAUACCCGAAGAGCGUCUCCACCACCAUUGCUCAGCCUGGACAUUGAGAUCAAGCACUGAGGGCCUUCUGGCAGUUCCUUAACUACAAGAAGUGAGGUUACAGGGAACCAGGCAGAGGGCCUUCUCGGUAGUCAACGCCCUCCCAUCCGAUGUCAAGGAAAUAAACAACUAUUUGACUUUUAGAAGGCAUCUGAAGGCAGCCCUGUUUAGGGAAGUUUUUUAUGUUUGAUGUUUCAUCAUGUUUUUAAUAUUCUGUUGGGAGCUGCAACCCAGUCAGAUGGGUGACAUACAAAAAUAACAAGAACAACAACAACAACAAUUAAUGGUGUCUCUUGCAGCUCCCUCUCCCUUUAAAAACAAAAAAGUAUUUCCCCCCCCAGGCACCCUGCAAAUUAUAGUGCUGGGGAGACCCCAGUUACUUGGGACUCAGCUAUACAGUUGCAAAUAUAAUGUUUUAAGUGCAUUAUACAAAUGUGACACUAGAUGGUGAUGGGGAGCUUAUGGCAAAUUCAAUAUAUUUUUCAAAACUCUUUUAAAAAUGCAUUUUCACAGCAUUUUUAUAUGUGUCUAGAUUCCACACUGCUGUCUUAAUUAGCCGAUGAUCCCUGAUCUCCCAGGUCCUAGUCUGACACCCUAACCACUACACCACACUGGUUCCAUUCCAUCCUCCUUCUCCUCCGGCUCUAACUAAUAAUCCACUUUUCCUUUCCCAGGCUUCGCACUUGCAUGGACUCACAAUGAAGCAUUUCCUUUGGCUGCUGCUCCUUGCAGGUUAUAUAUAUUGCGAUUACCCCCUAAGAAUAAGCCCUGAUACUUUGGUUGCUUGGAAAGGUUCCUCCAUAGUGAUUCCAUGCCAGAUCAGUGAAACACAUCAUUCUGCUAAAGUCCGUGCCACAGCCGUGACUUGGUUUUUCCAGCCUGUUUGGGAUAACAGUUCAUUUGACUAUAACGGCAGUCUGUUGUAUGACAGUUCCAAAAGGAGGAAAGGCAAUGUAAUGGCAGUAAGUCCUGCCUUUCAGGACCGGGUGAAGUUCAUAGGCAAUUUGGGCAACAGAGACUGCAGCCUGAUGAUUACUCAGCUCCAGACAAAGGACAGCGGCACGUACGGGGCAAGAGUUGUUGCUUCUGUUGGAAACUACAAUUGGAGAAACAAAUGGUUUCGUAAUGCUAUGCUCAACGUUAUAGACAGCCCCAGGGAUGUCCAUCUUGGCAUUAUGAAUGAUCUGCCCAUAAAAGAAGGAGACACGGUUGUGCUGCGCUGCUUUUCAGGCAGAAAUUACUCCAGAGACAACUGGUACAAUUGGGUCAAGUCAGAUCACCAUUCAGUUGAACAUAAGUAUAGUGCUUCAGAGCUGCUAAUCUUCCCUGCGACCUCUGAACCGGUCACAUCUUAUGAAUGUGAAGUAUGCAACCAUGCUGGCUGUACUUUAUCCCAAAUGGUCACCUUGGAUGUACACUUUGCCCCCAAAGGUGUAAAAAUAAAAAUGAUGCCAGCAGGCAAGAUCCAGGAAGGGAAGUCUGUUCAGCUGAAGUGUGAAGUGGGAAAGGCAAAACCCCAGAAUCUCACAUACACAUGGUACAAAGACGGGGAAUGGCUGGAGAUGGACUCUGCGACUAAAGAGUUGUCUAUUCCAGAAGUUACUUUAGCACACUCUGGCAGAUAUUGGUGUGAAGCCGGCAAUAGUGCGGGCACAUCGCGUUCCUCACCAGUCACGCUCAGUGUUAUUGGUUUCUUGUCUGAUGAAAGUGGACUGAGGAAACAUGCUAACUCUUUGGUGGCCUGGAAAGGAUCCUGUGUGCUGAUUCCAUGCGAGAUCAGUGGAACAUUUAACUUUGCCACAGUCAACGCCACAGCUGUGGCUUGGUACUUUGAGCCUUUUUGGGACCACAAAAUGCAGGAUUAUAAUGGUACCCUGUUGUACCACAGCUCCAAAUUCACAGAAGGCAAUGCAAGAAGUGCUGCCUUUCAGGGUCGGGUGACAUUUUCAGGGGACUUAGGUAAUAGAGAUUGCAGCUUGAUGAUCACUCAGCUCCAGAAAAGUGACAGCGGCAGGUAUGGGGCAAGAGUUGUCACUUCUGUUGGAAACUAUCCUUGGAGACUCAAGUGGUUCCUUGAUGCCACAGUUAAUGUUACAGAGUCACCUCCAGAACCCAGGUUGGAAAUAGUCCCUGUGUUAGUCCACCAAGGGAACACUGCAGAAGUGAUCUGCUCAGUGCCUUACCAUUGCGCUGAUGUGCUCGUACUCUUGACUCUCAGUGGCUUAGAGAAGCAUCACUUGUCUCCACAAGUAACCAUGCUUGAGAAUCGAAUCACGAAGAUGGUGAGGUUCGAACCCACAUGGGAGGACAACGGGAAAACGGUGGGCUGCUCACUGAGCAAUCUGGAUGGGUCAGAGAUAUCCCACAGUACCAUGAAACUGAAUGUGAGAUUUCGUCCUGAGGAUGUCCAGCUUACCAUUAUGAAUGAUUUGCCAAUAAAGGAAGGAGAUGCCGUCAUGCUGAACUGCUCUGUGGGCAGAAGUAACCCUGGAAACAACUGGUACAACUGGGUUAAAUCAGAUUCACAUACAGUUGAACAUAACUAUAGUGGCUCAAAUGUAUUGGCUUUCCCUGCGACACCUGGAUCUGAAACGUCUUACACCUGUGAAGUGUGCAACUCUGUUGGCUGUACCUCAUCCCAAACAGUCACUGUGGAUGUUCAUUUCGCUCCCAAGGAGGUAUACAUUUUGGGAAUGACAGAAAAGGUGGUCCAUGAGUUCAGCCGUUUUCAGGUGACGUGCGAAGUGAGAGCAGCUAACCCUCGAGAACUCAAAUACGCGUGGUACAAAGAUGAGCACCAGCUCCUGCAGGACUCUGCAGAUAAUGUGUUGACCAUCCAUGUAGUGAAACCAGAGGAUUCUGGGACCUACCAUUGUGAAGCAAGCAACAGCGCAGGCCCAUCACGCUCCCCAGCCAUUCUUAUAGAUGUCCGUUUUGAGACUUGGCCCUUGCAUGAAUCCACAAUGAGGAGUUUCUUUUUUCUGCUCUUCCUUCCAGGUAUCUUGGGUAAUGAAAAGAUGUUGACUAUUGCCCUGAAUAAUCUGGCUGCGUGGGAAGGAUCCUGUAUUCUUAUUCCAUGCAUGAUUGGCGUAACAUAUAACAAGGUUCGGGUUGACAACUUCUUCCUGAUUUGGUAUUUUGACCCCGUGUAUAAUGAGACACUUAAAGAUUAUUCUGGUAUCAUGUUAUACAAUGGCUCCACGGCCUCAAAGAAGUACCUGACUCCAACAAUGCCACACUUUCUGGAUCGGGUGAGCUUUGUUGGGAAUUUAAAGAACAGAAACUGCAGCCUGAAGAUCUCUCAUCUCCAGAAAAAUGACAGUGGCAAAUAUGGAGCAAGACUUUAUGGCUCUCCUAUAAACAGGCGUGAACGAGAAAAGUGGUUUCUUGAGGCUGCUGUUAAUAUUAAUGUGUCACCACCCAAACCCAAGAUAGAAAGCAUUGCAGAAAUCCGGGAACAGAGGUCAGUGAGAGUGACCUGCUGGGUAUUUUACCACUGCCCUGAUGAGCCAAUUAUGUUGACUCUCAGCGGCUUGGAGGAGAGUCGUAUGUCUUCCCAAAAAACAACCAACAAAUAUGGAAAAGUCCAAACUAUUCUGAGUUUUACUCCAACUUGGGAGGAUCACAGGAAAACGCUGACAUGCACUCUGAAAAGCCACAAUGGGACAGAGAUAUCCCAGAGCACUAUGACAUUGGAUGUGAAAUAUGGUCCCAAAAGAGUUAAGCUGAGCGCUACACCUGGAAUCACAGUCCAAGAAGGGGAAAAACUCUCUCUUGCAUGUACAGUCAACAGUAGCAACCCUGGAGUUACAUACCAAUGGUACUGGAAGGAUGCCUGGAAGUAUGAAUGGACGAGCCCAAUAAAGGAAUUUGAUUCUGUAGGAGAGCAAGAUUCUGGUGUCUAUCGCUGUAAAGCUGAAAACACAUUUGGAUUCGAUAGCUCAGAACUGACCAUCAAUGUCCAGUAUCCACCCAAGGAUGUGAAGAUUGACGUGCCACCGGGGAUAAUCAAAGAAGGGGACUAUGUGGUUUUGCGGUGCUCUUCCCGAGGCAAUCCUGCCACCAACCGCCAUGGCUGGUAUAAAGAUAGUGAGUCUGUCAUAAUUGGAACCGACAAGGAGCUGCAUUUUGAGGCGAUCCAGGCCAGAGAUUCCAGUACCUAUUACUGCAUAGCUGGCAAUGCCAUUGGAAAUUCAAAAUCCUCAUCUGUCACCCUGGACGUUCAGUAUGCUCCCAAGAAUGUCCAGCUUACCCUUAAUAGCCGUCAGCCCAUAACAGAAGGAGACACUGUCCCACUGAACUGCUCUGUGGGCAGCAGUAACCCCAGUCGCAAAUGGUAUAUAUGGUACAAGUCAGAGAAACGUAUAAGUUCUACUCAGGAACUGUACACCUUUACUGCAUCAGCUGAAAAGGUCAGCAUUUACCAAUGUGAAGUUUGCAAUGACAUCAGCUGUACAGCAUCUACACCCAUCUCUGUGACAACACUCUUUGGCCCCAAGGACGUGAAAGCUGUGCAAGAACCUCUGGGGCUGAUCACUGAAAGCAGCUCUGUGAAGCUGAGAUGUGAAGUGAGAGAAGCCAACCCCCAGAAACUCACCUACAUAUGGUACAAAGAAGGGCAGCAGCUGCAGCUGGACUCUACAGUGGCCAUCCUGAAAGUGACCCCUGAGCAUUCUGGCAGUUACUAUUGUGUAGCGAGCAACCAAGUAGGCUCAGCAAAGUCCUCACCAGUUCAGCUGAAUGUCCGUUAUGGGCCUCGUAAUGUCCAUUUACUCCUGAGCACCCAGGAUGCGAUCAUUGAGGGAAUGAGUGUCUCACUGAGAUGCGAUAAUGAUGCGUAUCCACCAGCUGAUGUUUACACAUGGUACUGGAAUGAACAGAGGCUCCAGCAAACUUCCAGGACACUUCAGCUGAAGAAAAUCCAGGUUGACCAGUCAGGAUCCUAUCACUGCAAAACUUCCAAUGGCAUCUCUGAGCAGGACUCUGCAGCCAUGGACAUCACUGUGUCCUACAGCAGAGCUACAGUGUUGAAGCGUGCCCUGAUUGGCCUGGGCAGUGUCCUAUUUGCAGUUUUCCUCCUGGGGUUGCUGUCCUAUGUGGUGCAGAGAUGGAAGAAAACAUUAGACCCUGGCACUGGAAGGGCACGGAGAUCAGGCUCAUUUUUUGUGAAGAAGGCCAAGGGAGAAAAACUGUGCAAUGGUAACAACAGGCUGAGAGAAAGUGGAGCAGAUGGCUCCAUCGGAUUCCUGAACGAGGGCGCAGAAACUUCCAUUUCUUAUGCGGCGCUCAGGUUCCCUCCAAGUUUGUCUGAGGAACGCACUGUUUAUGCAAGUGUCAAAGCACCACAGCCUUUGGAUGAUGCCGUGAUCUACAGUGUGGUAAAGAAACCCGAGCUCCACACAAAGGGAGACACCAAACCUGACUACGAGAACGUGGUGAACAAGAGCGAAGAGGAGCUGCAUUACUCGUCUUUGGUGAACCUGGGCCCACGGCCUCACCCCACCUAUGUAGACUUUGAAACAGACUCUGAAUCGGAGGAGAGCAUCCAGUAUGCAUCCUUGAAGCACUGAUCCUCUUGAAACUAGCAGAGAUCAGGAACUACUCCUAGACUCUUUCCCCUCUGUGUUGAGGCUGGGCCUGUAUUAUAGCUUUCUCUUUGCAAUCAAAUGCAGCAGAACUUGAGCGGGUAGUGCAUAUGAUCUGGCUGUACUGGGAGACAAGCAAGGCUGAGGUUUAGAUAGAUAUGGUGCAUCACUGCCAGCACAGUGCUCCACCUUUCAACACAUUUCAUUGGUGAUCGAGAUCAGUAUCCCCAAGUCUUGUCUUUCCCAUCAAAUCAUAUGGGAAAGAUCUGCUAUUCCUUCCUUCCUUCCUUCCUUCCUUCCUUCCUUCCUUCCUUCCUUCCUUCCUUCCAACAAGUCAAUCCAUACUUGCAACAUAGAAAACUGCUCUCUGUAUAUUCCAGGUGAGACCAUUCAUUCAUCCAGUCUGGUAUCAUCCAUCUUGGCUAGAAGGAGCUCUGCAGGCCCAGAGGUCUUUCCUAUCAUCUGCUGCCUGAUCCUUUGAACUGGACAUGUCACAGAUCAAACCUCUGCGUGGAUCCUUCCACUCAGCUAUGGUUGCAUUCGGUUCAGGGAUUCCCAAGCUGGGUGGGGUCCUCCUGUGCCUUGAAGGGGAUGAGGAAGAUAUUUGAUUCAGAUCACGUUUUACGGUAAACUUAAAAGAAUUCUCAUUUCCCAAAGCCGCACACAAACCGAAACACAGUUGUCCCUCAAAAUUCUCACUUCUGCAAAUUUUGCAAUGCAGUUCUCCAACCAUGCAAUGUGUAUAAAGAGGUAUAUGCAAAGUGGGCAUAUAUAUCUCUUUGUGUGUGUCCCAACUUUUCAUAUCAAGUAGGCCACAAGGGUACUUUGACAUGAAACCUGUGGGCCACACACAGCCUUGUCGUGCACAAGGGGGGGGGGGACAAGGCCAACAUGUGACCCCCUGUCAGCCCUCAUUCUACCUUCCCAAAACUGGGCAAGCAAGGUGCUGGCUUUGGGAAGGAGGUGGGAGGACUCUAGGACCCCACCAGAGCCCUUGUGCCUCCUUCCCAAAGCCCUGUGCCUUGCAGUGCAAGGGCUGUGGAGGAACAUCAAAUGUUGCUGAGGGCUGCAAAAAAAGACCUUGAGACCUUGAGAGAAAGACCACAGUGGACCACCCGUGUGUGUGCGUGUGUGUGUGUGUGUGCGCAUCUAUUAGGAAAACAACAUGGGAAAAUGUAUAUAAAUGGAAGUUGUUUUGCAAAAUGUGCAUUAGGCAAAAUUGCAGAAAAAUAUGUGCAUAUUGGGGGAGAUUCACACUAAAAUGGGUUAUGAAUUUUCACGAGGACUGAUGUAGAAAUGUGAAGAACUGAGCUUGGAAAGAAUGAGAAACUGAGAGAAACCAAAACUGACACAUUCACCUAUACUGCCAGGAGCUUCUUGCAGAGGCAAGAGGGCCAGAGGCUGACCCAGGGGAAGGGAUGGGUGAUAUAUGGGCUUUUGUGCCACCCAAGAGGCAUGAACUAGGGCUGGAGGAAGAGGGAGAGUCUGAGCAGUUGGAGAUGAGGUAGGAGGCACAGGAUGUGUCAGAAGUGGAGGAGAAGACUGUUGCUGAGGG
This is a messenger RNA of Zootoca vivipara (common lizard), 8300 nucleotides long. NCBI's taxonomy places the organism in Eukaryota, Metazoa, Chordata, Lepidosauria, Squamata, Lacertidae. The record is from RefSeq and is a predicted model, not a curated record.